GUGACAUUUGACCGGGUCGAAUACGAUCCGUCGAUAGCCAGCCUUAACGAAAGCGAAAAUUUUGAAUAUCAACAAACCGAAGAUUUCAACACAUUCAACGAUUGCCAAUAUGUCGAAAAAGAUGAUAAGCGAGCUAUUCAUUUAAAUAAUUACUACGCAUCUUAUAGCGACAGCAACAGGAGCAGUGUCGUGCCCGAGAUUGAUCCCGUCGACGUCUUCAUGAAUAAAAUUUAUGCUUUCGUGCGUCGAUUCAAGAGAAAUGUGCUAUGGCUUGGUGAAAAUUUCUUGGCAAACUCGCUGGUGCGCGGAACACCGUUUAGCACUAGCGAUGGCGUGCUCUCCGAUGUUACCGUAGAAAUCAAACCAACAAACAUGCAAAUUCCGAACGACCGACAAUCGACAACAAUUGGUCAAAUCUGGAUACAAUUACCGCUCAAGUCUCUUUCGAUAUCACAUUUAUUUAAGGCACAACGGCAAAAUCUUAUCGCAUUUUCACUGGCAUGA
Molecule: messenger RNA, 504 nt
Organism: Acaulospora morrowiae
Lineage: Eukaryota; Fungi; Glomeromycota; Glomeromycetes; Diversisporales; Acaulosporaceae
Source: the annotation of a GenBank genome assembly